GGUUGGGAACGGGGCGUCCUACCGAGGAACAGUCUCUGUGACGGAGACAGGCAAGACGUGUCAGCGUUGGGACAGUCAGACACCUCAUGGACACAACCAAACAGCUGAGAACUACCCGUCAUCCGGACUGGAGCAGAACUACUGCCGGAAUCCGGACCGCCGUGCCGGAGCAUGGUGCUACACCACGGAUUCCGGAACCAGAUGGGAGUACUGUGACGUACCGUUUUGUGCUUGGCGCGAGGACCAGCGUUGCGGACAGGACUACCCCAGCCCUGCUGAUGCCGACAGUCCUGCUGAAUGUAACCCUAGCGGCCAUUUCCCCUGCUGCUCCCCGGAGGGCAGGUGCGGAAACACUGUACUCCACUGUAACUGUCAGGACUGUGUCGACUACAGGGACCCAGACCAAGGGGGUGCUGAGUGUGCGGAGGGCGAACACCGGUGCCCGAACUGGAGGUGCAUCCCGGAAUCGCUGUGGUGUGACGGCAUUUACGGCAACUGUCCAAACUCCGAAGACGAAGCGGACUGUGGCGACCCUCGUGAGUUUGUGCAUGAAUCACUUCAUCAAGCGGGGAAAAUACUGGAUAGCAAAGCUUGACUACACCGAGCGAGACGGGACCUACUACAAGGUGGUCAUGAAACCAACCAUGGCGUACCGCGAUGCGCAGCAAGCCUGCGCAGUGGACGGAGGGCACCUUGCUGACGUGAAGACUCAAGAGCUGCAAGACUUCCUGAGGCUCAUGGUUCAACUGAGUUUUCCAGCCAAGAACUUUGCUGAUUUAAACAUACACGAGUUCCAGGACUUACUGAUGUUCCUGGAUAUUGAGAGGUUUCUAGGGGAGAGCUGCUGGAUCGGGCUUCAUUUUGCCGGAGAUAACGAUACGUGGUCCUGGUCUGACGGAACUCCACUCAGCGACUGUACCUUCACCAACUGGGCACCCGGGAAGCCUCUUAACAACGGUACAAGCUGCGGGCAGCUCUUGUGGGAGGAAGACAAUGCCUGGAAUGACCUGCCUUGCGAUAUCCCUAAAUGCUUCAUCUGCCAAAUAGGCCCUGGUGAAGAGAAUGCCUGUGCCUCAGAUGAUGAUGUUGAUCUCUAGGCAAACGGGCAUUUUUUAAAGAUCCAUCUCCUCAACAUUAGAGAUCAUUGCACAACCGCAAAUCAGUCACCCCCGAGA
This is a messenger RNA of Branchiostoma floridae (Florida lancelet), 1175 nucleotides long. RefSeq lists its product as uncharacterized. The record is from RefSeq and is a predicted model, not a curated record. NCBI's taxonomy places the organism in Eukaryota, Metazoa, Chordata, Leptocardii, Amphioxiformes, Branchiostomatidae. The transcript is spliced from 6 exons. Bases 87 to 1097 code for a protein of 336 amino acids.